Molecule: messenger RNA, 1053 nt
Organism: Seminavis robusta
Lineage: Eukaryota; Bacillariophyta; Bacillariophyceae; Naviculales; Naviculaceae
Source: the annotation of a GenBank genome assembly
AUGAAGUCUUCCAGCGUUCCAAUCAUCGAUUUAUCUGCUUUCAGCGGUGGCGUUGGUGGUGACAAUGGCACUGCAGCGGAAGAGCAAAAGAAGGUAGCCAUACAGCUUCGCAAUGCCUGUGAACACGUGGGAUUCUUCUACAUUACCGGACAUGGCUGUGAUGAAAAGGUCAUGGACACCAUGUCGGACCACACAAGCAAGUUUUUCGAUAUGCCUGCUGAGGACAAGAUCAAAUUGGAGGCACGCAACAAUCCUCUCUGGAGAGGGUAUAACAGUGUGGAAACAGGAGCCCAUUCCUGCACACCAGAAGAUGCCGCAGAGAAUCCUCCUGACCUCAAGGAGUCUUUCACGAUUGGGGCGGAAUCUACCCCCUCGGCAAAGAGUCCUAUGCACGGACCCAAUCAAUGGCCAGAUGAGACGAACAAUGGCAGCUCUUUGAAAGGCUUUGAAGCUGCCGCUCGACUUUACUGGGAAAGCCUCUCGGAUAUUGUAGGCACACGGUUGAUGCAAGCCCUUGCAAUGAGUUUGGAUCUUCCUCCGGACUUUUUCACAUCCAAAGCCCAGCGCAAACCGCAUAGUCAAAUGGUCUUACUACGAUAUCCCCCCACUGCUCCUGCUUCGGAGAAUUCGGAAGGAUUAGAGGUCCGAAGGGCAGAUGGAUCCUGGAUGUCAGCAGCACCUUUGAAGGAUAACAAGCAUGCAUUUGUUGUGAAUCUGGGGGACAUGAUGAAGUAUUGGACCAAUGACCGUUAUCAGAGCACGGAACAUCGCGUCACAAAUCCCAGUUCCACCAAUACGCGACACUCCAUUCCUUUCUUUUUGGCCGUGGACUAUGACACCAAGGUAGAAACCAUUGCUUCGUGUCGAGAUUACCGUGGGGGAGAAGUAUAUGAUCCCUGUCAAUCGGGCGAGUAUAUCUUGGGAAAACUUGGUCUCAUGCAUCUGGCAAAAACUGGCAAGUCAUCCGAUGAGGAAGACAGCGAUGACGGCAAAGCUAAAAACCCCGAUGCAAAAAAGCGAAAGGUUGCAAACGAGGUUGAAGCGGUGGCCUGA